AUGGGGUUUACAUCAACGGAGAAGGAGGAUUUGGCUUCAUAUCAAUUGAGAGAUGUUUCUCAAAUAUGGAGGAUUGCUAGAAGCUUGAAAAGGAGUGGCGCUAAUGAUCAAGAGAAAACUAGGUUUAAGAAGAAGGUUCAAUCUCAAGGAGAAUCUAGGAGUGCUAAGUUCAAGGUUGAGAAAGGAGGUGGUUCCAAGGAUGGCAAUCCUACUUGUGAAAAGUGUGGAAAGAAACAUUAUGGUGAGUGUCUAUUGGGUACCAGAAGUUGCUUUGGUUGUAGUAAAGAUAGGCACAACGUGAGAGAUUGUCCUAUGAUUGAUUCUAGAGGGAAAGAGGGUAAGCAAGUUGCUUCUAGUGUUCCGAAGGAUGAUACUUUAACAAACAGGCAUUUCUAUGCACUCCGUUCUAGAGUGGAGAAGCCGGAUGAGAAGAACAGUGAUGAUGAUGUCGUUAAAAUCUUUUUUCUUAUUGUGAUAUGA
Molecule: messenger RNA, 480 nt
Organism: Solanum pennellii
Lineage: Eukaryota; Viridiplantae; Streptophyta; Magnoliopsida; Solanales; Solanaceae
Exons: 2
Coding region: 1-480 (159 amino acids)
Source: RefSeq, a predicted model, not a curated record